AUGAGACUGAAACUUCUGCACCUUCAGACCAGAUCUUUCCACGCUUUAACAACAAUAUGCCAGUGCCAAAGCUUUAACAGAACUGGACCUUCUCUGUUAAAGUUGGAUUGUGAAGUUGACAGAACAGCUCACAGAAGAGCAAAGUCUUGGAAUUUGUAUCCUCCGAAAACUGCUUCUCCUUGUUCCACAAGUCGAUGUGUGCAAGUCAAGAAUGGGCAGUUGCUCCAAGGAGAUGUGUCAGCUUCUGGAAAAAUUGUUUAUUAUCAGCAUGGGGAGGGCUUUUUCCCGUUCUGGAAACGUUUUGGUGUGGCGAUGAUGGAAAGCUACAGGCUCAAUACUGAGCGUGUUACAAAGCUGAGGAAUGUAUCAUCAAGAUUUUACUCGGUUGUAUCGGCUGGUAAAAUAAUUCCAAAGCACGGUAACCAGCCGGUUAAGAGGCCACCAAAGGCACCAAGGACCAAGCAGCCAUCCAGAACUAACCAGCCACUACUGUCAGAUAUGGAGAAUCUGAUGCAGUGCACAGCCUUUGCAACAGCAGAUGAAUAUCAUCUUGGUAAUCUGUGUCAUGACCUGACUUCACAUGGAUAUGUUGAAAUAACAAGUUUGCCUAGAGAUGCUGCAAACGUUUUGGUGAUUGGUACUGAGAAAUCUGCAAAAGAAGAUGAUUCUGGCAUGAUUUUUUUCUUCAGGGAAGGGGCUGUUGUGUUUUGGAAUGUGGAAGAUAAAAGUAUGAAAAAUAUCAUGCGAGUGCUAGAACAGCAUGAAAUUCAGCCGUACGAAGUUGCACUAGUCCAUUGGGAGAAUGAGGAGAUGAACUAUAGAAUAGGAGAGGGUCAGUCAAAGCUUCAUAAAGGAGAAAUCUUGUUAAAUUCUGAGCUGGAUAGUGAUGAAGUUGUUCUGCAGAAAUUUGCCUUUUCAAAUGCUCUUUGUCUUUCUGUAAAGCUGGCUAUUUGGGAAUCAUUAUUGGAUAACUUUGUGGAAUCUAUCCAGUCAAUUCCUGAGAUACUGAAGUCACGAAGGAAGGUGAAACUGUCCCAUGCAGAUGUAAUGCAGAAAAUUGGAGAACUCUUUGCAUUAAGACACCGUAUAAAUCUGAGUUCAGACCUGCUAAUAACACCUGACUUCUACUGGGACAGAGAAAAACUGGAAGAGCUUUAUGACAAGACUUGCCAGUUUCUCAACAUUAAUCGCAGGGUUAAGGUAAUGAAUGAAAAGCUUCAGCACUGCAUGGAGCUGACAGACCUCAUGCGGAAUCACCUGAAUGAAAAGCACGCUCUGCGCCUCGAGUGGAUGAUAGUAAUACUCAUCACCAUAGAGGUUGGUGGGGUUUUUUCCACUAUCAUACUGAAAAUGUAGAAGCAAGUGCAACUUAUAUACUUCAUAAUUUGAGAAUCAAGAUUAUU
Antrostomus carolinensis (chuck-will's-widow) is the source of this 1403-nucleotide messenger RNA. RefSeq names its product required for meiotic nuclear division 1 homolog (gene RMND1). Gene Ontology annotation, biological process: positive regulation of mitochondrial translation. The coding region runs from base 1 to 1356 and encodes 451 amino acids. The transcript is spliced from 10 exons. NCBI's taxonomy places the organism in Eukaryota, Metazoa, Chordata, Aves, Caprimulgiformes, Caprimulgidae. The record is from RefSeq and is a predicted model, not a curated record.